Molecule: messenger RNA, 963 nt
Organism: Australozyma saopauloensis
Lineage: Eukaryota; Fungi; Ascomycota; Pichiomycetes; Serinales; Metschnikowiaceae
Gene: TRR1
Product: thioredoxin-disulfide reductase
Exons: 1
Coding region: 1-963 (320 amino acids)
Biological process (GO): cell redox homeostasis; removal of superoxide radicals
Cellular component (GO): cytoplasm; cytosol
Molecular function (GO): thioredoxin-disulfide reductase (NADPH) activity
Source: RefSeq, a predicted model, not a curated record
AUGGUCCACCACAAAGUCACCAUUAUUGGUUCCGGCCCCGCCGCCCACACCGCCGCCAUCUACCUCGCUCGUGCCGAGGCCAAGCCCGUGAUGUACGAGGGUUUCUUGGCCAACGGCAUUGCCGCCGGCGGGCAGUUGACCACCACCACCGAGAUCGAGAACUUCCCUGGUUUCCCCGAUGGACUCACCGGCACAGAGCUCAUGGACAACAUGCGCAAGCAGAGCGAGAGAUUCGGCACGGAGAUCAUCACCGAGACCAUCAGCAAGUGUGACUUGUCGCAGAGACCAUUCAAGUUGUGGACCGAAUGGAACGAGGACAGCGAGCCCAUCACCACCGACGCCGUGAUCAUUGCCACCGGUGCUUCCGCCAAGAGAAUGAACCUUCCGGGCGAGGAGGAGUACUGGCAACAGGGUAUCUCUGCCUGUGCUGUCUGUGAUGGUGCAGUGCCCAUUUUCCGUAACAAGCCUUUGGCUGUUGUGGGAGGUGGAGACUCUGCCUGUGAGGAGGCCUUGUUCUUGACCAAGUACGCCUCGAAGGUGUACAUGCUCGUCAGAAGAGACGUGUUGCGUGCUUCUCCUAUCAUGCAGAAGAGAGCCAUGAACCACGAGAAGAUCGAGAUCUUGUGGAAGACCUCUCCUACCGCCGCCAAGGGUGACGGCAAGGUGUUGCAAAGCUUGGACUUGAUUCACAACGACACCAAGGAGACCUCUUCUCUUCCCGUCAACGGUCUCUUCUAUGCCAUUGGCCAUAUCCCUGCCACCCAGGUGUUUGCCUCUCAAUUGGACACCGACGAGAGCGGCUACAUCAAGACCGUCCCAGGCACUGCCGAGACCUCUGUUCCUUUCGUUUAUGCUGCCGGUGAUGUUCAGGACAAGAAGUACAGACAAGCCAUCACCUCUGCCGGUACCGGUUGUAUGGCUGCCCUUGACUGUCUUGCCAAGUUCGACGAGGAGGAGGACUGA